AUGGGUCGACUAGCGGAGAUGCAGAGGAAGCUCCUCGAGCAAAUGAUGGGCCCUGAGGCAAUGGGAGUUGCCAAUGCCAACCUCGUCUGGUCUGAUGAUAAAGUUUGCCGGAACUUUCUGUGCGGGACAUGCCCGCAUGCACUUUUCACAAACACUAAAAUGGAUCUUGGAGCAUGCCCAAAAUCACACACGGAGCGAUUGAAGACAGAGUUUCUAGCAGCUAGAGAGGUAAACCCGAGUGAUCCUAUAUUUUCUCGUUUCCAAAUGGAGUACGAGUCGAACAUAUUUGCCUUUGUGGACGAGUGCGACAGAAGGAUUCGGGCUGCGCACCGAAGGUUGGAGAAGACACCAGAGGAGAACGCGAAGACAACCAAUUUGAUGCGAGAAAUUGCUGAGAUCGAGUUGGCUAUUCAGGGUGGGACUGAGAAGAUCGAGACCCUUGGUGAACAAGGAAAGGUUGAUGAGUCAAUGAGGGAGAUGGCCGCCAUUGAAGCUUUGAAGAGCGAGAAAUCAGAAAAGGAGCGCGAGCUUCAGCAACUCACGGAUACGUCCGGAGCCUCCGGCCAUCAGAAACUCCGGGUGUGUGACGUUUGUGGUGCAUACCUUUCUGUGCUUGAUUCCGACCGGCGCCUUGCGGACCACUUUGGAGGCAAGAUGCACUUGGGUUAUCACGAGUUGCGAAACAUGCUAGGUAAGUUUCGGGAAGAACGUGAAAAGCGUAAAAUGCCACCUCCGUCUUCUGCACCUCCCUCCGGCGCAGCCGGGGGUGCAAGCAAACCCGGCGGUGACCGAGGAAGCGAUCAUCGGUCAUCACGUGAUGAUCGUGAACGUGAACGAGGGUAUGAUAGACAUGCAUCGAGAUAUGAGUGA
Messenger RNA from Suillus subaureus, 870 nucleotides. RefSeq names its product putative U1 snRNP protein. Gene Ontology annotation, molecular function: mRNA binding. The transcript is spliced from 6 exons. The coding region runs from base 1 to 870 and encodes 289 amino acids. Gene Ontology annotation, cellular component: U1 snRNP; U2-type prespliceosome. Lineage: Eukaryota; Fungi; Basidiomycota; Agaricomycetes; Boletales; Suillaceae. Gene Ontology annotation, biological process: mRNA splice site recognition. The record is from RefSeq and is a predicted model, not a curated record.